AUGAAGUUUAAAAACAUUAUUAAAAAUAGAACUGCAACCAAUGGGUUUUUAUUAACCGCCUAUGCUUAUACAGUAAUGCCAGUGGUAUUAGCAAAGGAUGAACAAGAACGCAAACUUGUCAGACCUAGGGAUUUAUCAAUAUACCCUGAUGAAUCUAAAGAAAAGAAAACUGAGAAAGAAGAUGAUUGGCAACCAACAGUAGCAUUAGGUUCAAUUCAAAAAGUUAGAGAAGAAAUUGUCAGCUUAAAUCAACAAUGGUCCAAAGUCAAAGAUAGAAUAUACAUUUUCCUUCAGACUGGGGCUAGCCACACAGAAUCUUUUGUGGACGAUUUGAGGCAAGAAAAUAAUUCUGCACUUCGAGCUGGAUUUGUGGCAGGAAGCGGUUUAGCCGGUUUAUUAAUAGCAGCUAGAAAAGGAAAGUUUAAAAAACUAGUCUAUGCCACAACUGGAGCAACAGCUGCAUUUUAUGUUGGUUAUCCAAAAGAAUCUGAAGAAGCUACUAAAAUCAUCAAACGUUAUUCUAUUGUUUCGUAUCAUUUGAUAAAUAAUGUAACUAAGGAUUUAACUGGUUUUGAGUUACCAUCAUUGCCACUACCAAAAGCUGAGUCCCAGUCAGACAAUUCUGAAGAUAGUAGCAAACCUGAUUUAAAAGAACUGUUCUUUUCAUUGAUUGACUAUGUGAAAGAACCACUGGAAUCUUUUAAACAAAUGGUUUUUAAUGGAAAAAAUGGACCAGAUGACAAGGGUAAAUAA
Molecule: messenger RNA, 753 nt
Organism: Macrosiphum euphorbiae (potato aphid)
Lineage: Eukaryota; Metazoa; Arthropoda; Insecta; Hemiptera; Aphididae
Source: the annotation of a GenBank genome assembly